AUGGAAAAAGACAUUUCCCUGGAGACAGUUGAGCGUGCCGAAGGCCAGAUGGGACUUUCCACACCGUUGACCGAGGACGAGCGCCGAUGCGAGCGAAAGCUGAAAAUGAAACUGGACUUCAUCAUCCUUCCAUUGCUGUCCACAGUCUACUUCUUUGCCCAAAUGGGCCGAUCUGACGUGGGCAAUGCUAAAAUAGCUGGAAUGGACAAAGAACUUCAUCUCUCAUCACAGCAAUACUCAAACAUUGCCAGUAUAUUCAACGUCGGAUACUUGGUAUUCCAGCUGCCGGGCACUUUAUUGGUACGCAAGAUAGGACCUCCUUAUCAGUUCGGCGGAGCUAUGAUGGCUUGGGGCAUGGUAACUGCCUGCACCGUCGCCGUACACAGCUAUGCGUCCCUUAUGGUCAUAAGGGUCUUCGUCGGUGUCUGUGAAGCCUUUGUGCAGGGCGCGGUCUUCUAUCUCUCUUUCUGGUACCCCUACAACGAACUUGCCACUCGAGGUGCUAUAUUCUUCUCCACAGCGGCAUUGGCAGGGGCAUUCAACGGACUCAUUGCCUAUGGUGUAGAGACGGACCUUCAAGGCGCCAAUGCCUGGAGCGCGUGGCGAUGGCUGUUUCUCAUCGAAGGAAUUCUUCCGAUUGGAUGGGCCUUUGUAGUCGUGACUUUUCUCCCUCCGACCCCAGAGAAAGUGAGGUUCUUCUUCAGCGAAGAGGAGAAGCAUCUGAUCGUCAAGAGAAGCCGGAUCGCUCACAACACCGGAGAAUCGAAGAUCAGGCCAAAGUUGAUCUUAAACGUUCUUAUUGAUCCCAAAUUCUGGAUGUCCGUCUGCAUCGAAAGUGCCACCCUCUUCUGCCUCCAAUCUCUAUCCAAUUUUCUCCCUGCUAUCCUAUACGGAUUUGGCUGGUCGACAAUCAAAUCUCAGUUAAUGUCGGUUGUUGUUUAUGCGUGCGCCUUUGUGGCUAUCAUUUUCUCGGCUCGUGUAUCAGACAAAACCAGUCGACGUGGCCUAAUCAUUAUCGCCAAUGCCACCGUCGCCACUCUAGGUUAUAUUCUCCUUCUCACGCUCAAACAACCGGCAGGCCGCUUCGCAGGCGCAUGUAUUGUCGCUAUGGGCCUUUACCCUAACGUGGUCAUCAAUCUCACGUGGGCUGCCAGCACGAAUAUCGGCUACACCCAUCGCGCCACUGCAACAGCACUUAUCAACUCCAUCGCUCAGGCUGUUGCCAUCAGCGGCAAUCAGGCGUACGUUGACCCACCAUAUUACCGUCGUGGCCAUGCUGCCUCAUUGGGGAUGAUCGGGUUCGAGAUCGUGGUCGCCACGACGAUGCUGUUCGUGUUGAAACAUGAGAACGAGAAGAAGAAGAGGGAGCAACAUUCCGAGAAGGCAGAAGAGGUGAGGAGGAAGCACACCAUUGAUGAUGUUGGAAACAGGCACCCUGAUUAUUUCUUCACCUUGUGA
Molecule: messenger RNA, 1458 nt
Organism: Cladophialophora bantiana CBS 173.52
Lineage: Eukaryota; Fungi; Ascomycota; Eurotiomycetes; Chaetothyriales; Herpotrichiellaceae
Exons: 4
Coding region: 1-1458 (485 amino acids)
Biological process (GO): transmembrane transport
Cellular component (GO): membrane
Molecular function (GO): transmembrane transporter activity
Source: RefSeq, a predicted model, not a curated record